GGAGUAUAUAGCUGAAAUAUUCGGUGACUGGGCCCAGUCACCUCACGAAGUACACCCACAACCUUCACCUUCAACAUUGCAAAGGGACCUUCUUCGCAUAGCAUUAUUAUCAACCUUAGCAGUCACAACGAUUUUUCAAUCGAAAGAACAUCGGAACACGCUCUGAAUAAGCUUUGCACGUUGGCAACAUGGUCGGCCUGUAUGCGGAAUUGAAGCUGGCUCCUGAGGACCAAAUUAGGCUCGUGAACAUUCUUCCAAGAAACGAGUCAAGCGCUCUUGCCUGCGAGCUCCGGAUAGUUGAUCUUCGCGAAAGACCAGAAUAUGUCGCACUCUCAUACACUUGGGGCUCACCUACUCCACUUCCCGAUGAAGGAGCAGAAGCUUUGCUAAGCAAGCCAAGUGUUAUAUUACUUUGCAGGGCGAAGUGUGGCUUUGCAGAUCAACCUUAUCCGCUCUGGCAUCAGGUCUUAAUCACCGAGAAUCUCUACGCUUUCCUACUGAGAGCUCGCGACAACGAUUCGUUCGCCCAAAACUCAUACUGGAUAGACGCUAUUUGCAUUGACCAAGAGAACUCCGCAGAGCGAUGUCAUCAAGUACAGAUGAUGGGUAGAAUCUACCGAUCUGCCGGUAUUGUGCAUGCGUGGUUGGGCGAAGAAGACGAUGAUACCAGAAUCGCUUUUGAAUUGAUAAGAGCCUUGCUGGGUUUUUGUAGUAGAAUUACAGAGCGACGAGUAAGAAUCAAGGCACUGAUGGAUAUCACUCCAAAAUCUUUGGGGAGUGCGAGUCUGACCGCGAGACUCGGGCCCUGUGCAGAUGUCACCGCUUGGAUGGCAAUGGCCAACCUGUUUCAGCGCAGAUACUUUACUCGAGCAUGGAUCAUCCAGGAAAUCAUACUUGGCAGGAAAAUCAAAGCUCUUUGCGGAAGUCACAUCGUGAGCUGGGAAGCUAUUACGACGGUGUCAGAGUUUGUUUCCGUCACUCCUUGGAAAAGAUGGAUAUCCAACGUCACCAGUUCACCUCACGGAGGACACGAUGUUCCAAACCUUCUCGACGUCAAUAAAUUCUCCAACAGUCUACUUUACUCUCUCAUCAGGUUUCGCCGCUUCGCCUCCACAGAUCCCCGAGAUAAGGUCUAUUCGCUCCUUAGCAUUACAGGGGAGUCUACUUUGACGAAGAACCGCUUAGUUCCUGUCUAUGGCGAGAGAUCAGUAGCGGAGACAUAUACGCUGGCUGCCAUCCAGAUCCUAGAAGACUCUGAUGAUCUACUCCUACUUUGUUGUGCGGAAGGCGAUAGCUUCCGUACUAUACCCUCCCUGCCCACCUGGGUCCCUGAUUGGAGUUGCGCUCGAGCUUUGGGAUUAGCUAUCACUGGCUACAAGAGGUUUGCAGCUGCGGGUACUCUUGCCAGAGAUUUAUAUAUCAAUGAAGAAGAUCGCUGUUUAAUUAUUAAAGGAUUUCGACUUGACGAUAUCGUUUCUAGCAGCGAGACCAAAGAGGCCAUGCUCGGGGGGAGCCAGUUUUCCGGUUUGCUUCGGAUUCUUAAUGCGAUGACUCCCAUCUAUCAUACUAGGCAGUCUCGAUCAGAGGUGCUAUGGCGAACACUGGUUACGGAUACAGCGGGUGUUCCUCCUCGCUGUCCUGCUCCCAACAGCUACCGUUCUGCAUAUGUCUCGUGGAUCACUUCGAAACUAUCGGCUAGUGUCAAAGAUUCAGUACAGAACAUCAAAGAUCCGGCUUUCGUGAACACCAUGGCGGAUCUAGUACCAACGGAGAUCUCCGAUUCAUCACCAUAUUCAAAUGCGUCAUCGAUUCCGUACGACAGUGCUUCCUCAGAGACACAAAGUAGCUCUGUUGACUAUGACGAGUUUGAAACGAUAUUUUCGCAUGCUCUUCAUCUUCGGCUUUUUCUGACAGGUAGAGGCUAUCUUGGAGUGGGCUCCAUAUCUCUUCUUGAACAAGAUUCAAUAUGGGUCGUUCCUGGGUGCCGUGUGCCUUUGAUCCUCCGAGAGAUCAAUUCACAUACUUUCCAAGUUGUCGGGGGUGCCUAUGUGCACGGCUUUAUGCAAGGUGAAGCUCUAGAGUCUGGCCCUAUCUUCAGAAACGUCACUCUAGUGUAAUUAACGCGGAAAUUUGGUGGCUCUUAAGCUUUUACGUAGAUAUCGUGCGUAUGUUUUCCAUGAACUUUACAGUCGCAAGCCCGACGUCGUCUGCUGGACGUUACCUGAGUUCGCGGUGCCAGCACACAGUUGCGACGCGCACCAAGUGUCUGAGAACAACACAUAGUAGACUAUAGAUAUUCAACGAGAAAGGUUGCUCUCCACCUACGGCGCUGGUCGAGCAAGGUUUGGCAGUUCUUAGCGCGCACCCCAGGUCGCUCGAGCAGAGUCCUUAGCAUUAGCUUCUAACACAGCUCGGUUGUUUAGUAUACAUAUAUUUUCUCACCAAAACAAUCAUAUGCAAUAGCGUAAAACAGCC
Molecule: messenger RNA, 2475 nt
Organism: Bipolaris sorokiniana ND90Pr
Lineage: Eukaryota; Fungi; Ascomycota; Dothideomycetes; Pleosporales; Pleosporaceae
Exons: 1
Coding region: 189-2117 (642 amino acids)
Source: RefSeq, a predicted model, not a curated record